AUGUUGGCACAAAGCGGGAUCAGAGUGCUUGUGAGGAAGGGAGUUAUUGCUCCACAAGCACUUGCAAAGCAUCUACCUCUUGAAGCAUCGUGCAUUGAAGGCUACAGUCAGAUUCGUAAAGACCGUACUGACAGGAAAGGGGGUGGAGUUGCGAUUUACAUAAAAAACGAUAUUGCAAGCAGGCCUUUGGACUUGGUUGUACCUGGGGAACUGGAAUGCGCAUGGGUACACCUUCGGCCAAAACGGCUUCCGAGGGAGGUCUCGUCCCUGGCCCUUUGUGCUGUGUACAACCCCCCAGCCUCACCCCACGAAGGUGUGUUGCUAGAACACCUGUCGGAGUCCAUCGACAUGCUGCGCAACUCUCACCCAGAUAUAGGCUCUCCCGUUGGUCGCAGUGACCACGCCUGUGUCAUCAUGCCAGGGAAACACAGACAGACAUCUAACACUGUCCGCAAGAAGGUAGUCCGUCCGAUGCGUGACUCGGAUUCCAGGGCGUUUGGAUCUUGGAUCACCACUCACUCUUGGGAUGAGGUUCUGCUAGCCACCUCUGCCGAGUCCAAGUGCGAUGCCUUCUACAGUACUUUGAAGUGUGCGGUGGAUAAGUACUUCCCGACUAAAGUGGUGCGCCUCCACUGCAGAGACAAACCAUGGGUCACUCCCUGCAUCAAAGCCCUAAUCGCGAAACGCCAGAAGGCUUUCCACAAGGGUGACACAAGUGCCUGGAAACGGUAUCGGAACAGGUUUAUACGGGAAAUCUCCACUGCUAAACGAAACCACUACCGGGACAAGGUUGAACACCUCAAGACUUCAGAUCCCAAGGAAUGGUACCGCAACAUUAAAGACAUGACCGGCAUACGUCGUGACCAAGGCAACCAAAUCCUGGGCGUUAACAACACUAACCCGAAAGAAGCGGCUAAUGCCAUAAACACGCACUUGGCAGCAGCCUCCCAGCAAUUCCCGCCGCUGUCGCUAGAUGAACUGCCGUCCUUCCUGCCUGCGUGUACCCCUCCCCCGGUGGUCACAGUGUGGGAUAUGUACCACCAACUCCGUAAGGUGAAGGUAGGAAAGGCUUCCGGCGUUGAUAACAUCUCUUCCAGACUAGUGCGAGAAUUUGCGUUCGAGUUGAGCUCGCCUAUGACCGACAUCUUCAACACCUCUCUUGCUGAAGGAUCGGUGCCUUCUAUAUGGAAGAAAGCCAACGUUGUUCCUGUUCCGAAAGAGAACCCACCACGCCUUGACAAAUUACGGCCGAUCUCAUUAACUUCCAUCUUUGCUAAGAUAUGUGAAGGGUUUGUGACCAGGUGGUGUUUACAGGACAUUCUACCUAACAUUGACAACCGGCAGUUCGGCUCACUUAGGGGAAAGUCCACGACACAUUGCCUUACUAGCCUUGUUCACAGCCUUGCUUGUGCUACUGACAAACCCGGACAUGUUAGUACGUUGGUACUUACGGACUUCACGCGUGCUUUUGACCAAGGACAUCACCUGACGGCAAUGAACAAACUCCUCGAACUUGGUGUCCGCCGGUCCAUCCUUCCCUGGGUUUGCAACUUCCUCUCGCUCCGACAGCAACGUGUCACAUACAAAGGAACACUUUCAGAGUGGGAAACGCUCACCUGUGGAGUACCCCAGGGCACAAAGCUUGGUCCCCUGGUCUUCCUUGCCCUCAUAAACGAUGCAGCCCCCCAAGAUGAUACUUCAGCAGAGGCCUGGAAAUAUGUGGACGAUAUGUCUCUUGCAGAGGCCAGACUAGCGUCACACCCGUCGAAAUUCCUACAGUUCAGCGCUACAGACGUGUGA
Branchiostoma floridae (Florida lancelet) is the source of this 1800-nucleotide messenger RNA. RefSeq lists its product as uncharacterized. The transcript has 3 exons. Lineage: Eukaryota; Metazoa; Chordata; Leptocardii; Amphioxiformes; Branchiostomatidae. The coding region runs from base 1 to 1800 and encodes 599 amino acids. The record is from RefSeq and is a predicted model, not a curated record.